AUGAAAGAGCAGCAAAAUCUCUGUGAUGAUCACUUCUCUGAUGAUAUUCUACUUCAUCAUGGUAAAGCUCUUGAUGAUUGUUCUAGUGUCAAGGGAAAGAAUCUAGCAAUGAUGGAUGGUAAGAACAAUCUGACUUGUGACGAACCAGAAGAGAUACAAUCUCCCAAGUUGACUGGUUGCUUGAAGAGCUCAACUCCAUGGCGCUCUCCAAACCACCAUGGCUCUAUGAUGAGGAUGAUGCCUUCCACUCCUCUUGCUUGGCGCUUCGAUUUAGCUGAAUUCACACUCAAAGAAGACUAUGAUGACGACCUCUUCUGA
This is a messenger RNA of Eruca vesicaria subsp. sativa (arugula), 318 nucleotides long. The record is from the annotation of a GenBank genome assembly. Lineage: Eukaryota; Viridiplantae; Streptophyta; Magnoliopsida; Brassicales; Brassicaceae.